Molecule: messenger RNA, 984 nt
Organism: Oppiella nova
Lineage: Eukaryota; Metazoa; Arthropoda; Arachnida; Sarcoptiformes; Oppiidae
Source: the annotation of a GenBank genome assembly
CUGCAUUAAUUGAAUGGUAUUUUGCUAUUUGUGUCAAACUAUCGCUACAUUUAAAUGCUUUCACUGAAAAGUUUUGCCUUUAAAUCACACAUCAAUUGCCGAAAUGUAUUGACUCUUAACCGACGUCUCAAUGAAUUCAAAGACAAACAGAGGGUUGGAGUGAAAAGCAGUGAUGAAUCGGUCGGCGCGAUGGGAAAGGGACGGCAAUCGCCUCAACAGUAUUGCAUGGAUUGCGUUAAAAAAUACGAUUUCGAGGGAUAUUUGAGUGCAAUUGUGGUGAAGGAGGCGACCGUCCGGCGCAACGUCUUCGCCAUCAAAGCGUUCAAUACAAUGAUAUCACAGACACGAGACAUGACAUCUCAGGCACUGAUGGCGCAGAUGAGACUCCAAUACUGGUCUGAUUUGAUCGAUAAGAUCUUCGCCGACGACACGGAGCCCGGCGUUGAGGCCAACGAACCGAUCGCUUACGAACUCAAACAUUGCGGAACCGAUUCAAAGGCCACGAAGUAUUGGUUCAAGAAAUUGAUUGAAACGCGAAUGGAUUCAAGAAGUUUAAGUCACUUUCCGUUUCAGACAUUAGUAGAUCUCGAGAAAUAUAGCGAGUCUUCGGUGACUCCCGUCUAUUAUCUGAUAGUCGAGUGUUUGGCACGACUUCACGACGUGUCCGCCGCUCAGCGCAUAGACUUGGAUCACAUGUCCAGCCAUUUGGGUCGCGCGCAGGGCUUCUGCAACGUCUUGAGAGGUGUCGCACAUAAUGCCAGAUAUAAUCGCUGUUAUAUCCCAUCGGAUCUACUCAUCAAACAUAACACAUCACACGAGGACCUCAUGAGAGGUAAUGCAACGGAUAAUGUGAUUGAGUUAUGCUAUGAUUUGGCGACUAUUACUCACCAACACAUCGAAACCGCGUUAAAACUAAUGGAAAAACUCGAUAAACAAAAUCGAGUCGUUUUUGAAUGGAUUCCUGCCAAUCAUGUUGUGGUAUAA